Molecule: messenger RNA, 2442 nt
Organism: Ostrinia nubilalis (European corn borer)
Lineage: Eukaryota; Metazoa; Arthropoda; Insecta; Lepidoptera; Crambidae
Exons: 8
Coding region: 25-1737 (570 amino acids)
Biological process (GO): fatty-acyl-CoA biosynthetic process; long-chain fatty acid metabolic process
Cellular component (GO): mitochondrion
Molecular function (GO): long-chain fatty acid-CoA ligase activity
Source: RefSeq, a predicted model, not a curated record
UGUUGGUAAAUUCGCGCGGGAAAAAUGACAAGUGUUGCUCGUAAACUUUUUUCAGGACAGAUUAAAAAUGUGAAAUGGUCAAGGAAGUGUUAUUCUAGUGCCAGUGUGAAGAAGAAUGAAUAUAUUCUGAGGUCUGUGUACCCAGAUGUCCCUGUGCCUAACAUUAGAUUGUUGGAUAAACUGUGGGCGGACUCUGCACAUUUUAAAAAUCAUGUUGCAUUGGUCAGCGCAGAAACGAACAAAAGCUACACCUACCUUCAGCUGCAGAAUUAUAUUGGCAAUUUUGCGACAUCCCUGCUCAAGAAGCUAGGGCUGAAGCCAGGUGAUAUGGUGGCCAUUGCGAUGCCAAACAGUCCCGAAUUCCCCGUGGUGGCGUUUGGGUCGAUCCAAGCUGGGUGUGUCGUGACAACUGUCAACCCUAUUUAUAAGGAGCAUGAACUCGGUCACCAGCUCGCCGUGACCAGACCGAAAGUCAUCAUCACCAUCCCACAAAGUUACGACACAGCUGUAAAAGCGCUACAGCUAUCCCAAUUGGACGCGAAAAUCGUCCUUAUUGACAACCCAGCUGACUCAGUCCCCAGUGGGGUCAUCAGAUAUACUGAACUAGCCGAAUCAGGUGGUGCGGAUUAUUCUUUAUUAGAUAAAAUUGAGGCGAAACAUGAUGAUGUGGCGGUGAUACCGUUUUCAAGUGGCACCACUGGACUGCCUAAAGGAGUUGAAAUAAGCCACAAGAAUUUGCUGUCGAGUAUGGACGUUAUGAGCCAUGACAAGAUUACGUUGGCUGAGUUGACUAGUGCUGAGCACCAAGAUGUGGUUCCUUGCGUGCUACCAUUCUUCCACAUCUAUGGUAUGGUGAUCACACUCCUCGGGCAUCUGGCUAAAGGCUGCAAGCUCAUCACUAUGUCUUCCUUCCAACCGGGCACGUACUUCGAUAUAUUGGAGAAGGAAAGAGUGAAUUUGCUGUAUGUGGUGCCUCCUUUGGUAAUCUUCCUGAGCAAGAUUCCCCUCGUGACAAAAGAACAUCUGCAGCAUUUAAGAUACAUAUUCACUGGCGCCGCCCCCAUUGCUGCCUCGGAUAUUGAGGCUCUACUAACUAAAACUCAGCCUAACACAGAAUUCGUGCAAGGUUACGGCGCAACGGAGACUUCGGCUAUGGGUUCAACCACUUAUAAAGGGAGUUGGAACAGAAACUAUGGGUCUUGCGGGGACCCCAUGGUGAAUUAUGAAAUGAAGUUCAUUGACCCAGCCACAGGAGAUGAUGUGGUCAUUGGUGAGCCAGGCGAAGUCUGCUUCAAGUCGACACUGGUCAUGAACGGCUACUACAAAAACAAGGAAGCCACGGAAAACAGCUUUACGAGUGACGGUUUCUUCAAGACUGGAGACUUGGGGAUCUACAGGCCUGGAAAGGGGUUGUACAUUACUGAUAGGAUAAAGGAACUUAUCAAGGUCAAAGGCAUGCAAGUGGCGCCAGCCGAAUUAGAAGGUAUACUCCGCUCCCAUCCAGCAGUCCAAGACGCGGGCGUAAUUGGCAUACCUCACGAGUUCCACGGUGAAGUGCCCAAAGCCUUCGUAAUUCUGAACGAUGAGGCCGAAGUAACUGCGCAAGAGUUGCAAGCGUUCGUCGCCGAUAAGGUAUCGGAGUAUAAGGAGAUAAAAGAAGUCAUGUUCGUGGACGAAAUACCAAAGAAUGCGGCCGGUAAGAUAUUGAGGAGGGAGCUGAAAAGGAUGUAUAUGUAAUUUUACUAUAUUUUUAUUAUAAUUGUUUAAACUAUAGCAUUACAAAAUAGCGCAAUAUUAGUUAAAUAAAUAUUUUUUUAUGCAUAACAAGGCAGGUAUUUGACCACAAUCGCACCUGAUGUUAAGUGGGAUGCAGUCUAGAAUGGUACAUAUCUGCCCUGUAAGUGCCUAUUCACUCUCGCCUUGAAAAGGCCCGGAUUAUAGUUUUCGAAAUAAACAUAAUUAUACUAUUAUGCACAUUAAUAUCUAUGACUCUAGCUAGAAACAUAAUAAUAUGAAGGCGUAAAAUGCACAUAAGAUAUGUUUUUUUUUGUUUUUCUUUUAUUUAUAAUUAAUUUAAUUUUCUUUAUAUUGAGUGUUUAUUUGUAGUCAUUGUUUUUCUCGUCUUAAUAUCGCUGUGUAAGUUUGUGUAACAGCAUAAGGAAUGAAGUGAUGGAGAAAUGGUGUGAGAAAUAUAAAAUAAGACUUACGGCUUAGGUAAAUAAUAUGUAAAAUAUAGGAAAAAAGUUAUUUAAAAUGUUUUAUACUACAAUUUUAGAAAAUUAUUUGUCCCUUUUUUCAAACGUCGAUUUCACUUAGAUGCAAAAGGACAGAAUGUUUUUAGUGAAAACUGUAAAUUAACUAUUUAUUACUUUACAUUCGCUUAGGAUAUUUUGAGAUGCCUGUUAUUAAGUGUGAUGUAAUAAAUAUAAGGUGAUUAAUUAA